This is a messenger RNA of Schizosaccharomyces octosporus yFS286, 4264 nucleotides long. Its product is annotated as condensin complex subunit Cut3. Gene Ontology annotation, molecular function: protein binding; ATP binding; ATP hydrolysis activity. The transcript has a single exon. Lineage: Eukaryota; Fungi; Ascomycota; Schizosaccharomycetes; Schizosaccharomycetales; Schizosaccharomycetaceae. Bases 87 to 4103 code for a protein of 1338 amino acids. The record is from RefSeq and is a predicted model, not a curated record. Gene Ontology annotation, biological process: mitotic chromosome condensation. Gene Ontology annotation, cellular component: chromosome.
ACAACAGCGCCUACAGCAAUAAACUUCACCAAGAAACAAACUAAUACCAUUCAUUCAUUUAUUCCAACUACAUAGGAAUUCCUUUUAUGUCUGAUAAAGGACCUGCUCGUACAUCCUCGGUUCCUUCCAUUGUAGAUGCUACACCAGAUCGUGCUGAAAGACCUCGGAAACAAGUUCGUCAGGUAGUAACAACUCCAAGUCGAUCUGAGGAUCCGUCUCGUAUUGUGAAAUUGGAGCAGACGCCUUCCCAAGGGUUUCACAGCGAGUUUUUAAAAAAACGCAUCACAGACUCCUUACGCGAGCGUCCCAAUCUUUUAAACAAAUUCAUCUCAGCUAACCAGGAAACACCUUCGAAGCCUUCGGCUCCCAAUUCGUUAAAUUCGAGUAAUGCAGAAGAUUCUUCUCUUAUUGAAGAUACGAUAACUGAACAAGAAAACCCUGACAUACUUGCUCCAAGGCUUGUUGUAUACCAACUAACUCUGAAAAAUUUUAAAUCUUAUGCAGGAACACAAAUAAUAGGGCCAUUUCAUCCUUCUUUUUCUUCCAUUGUUGGACCAAAUGGAUCUGGUAAAUCAAAUGUGAUUGAUGCUUUGCUUUUUGUGUUCGGAUUUCGUGCUAGUAAACUGCGUCAAACCAAAGCUUCAGCUUUAAUUCACAAAUCUGCUGCUCAUCCUUCUCUUGAGAGCUGCGAUGUGGAAAUUUUAUUUAAAGAAGUAAAUCCGGAUUCUAGUUACAUAGAAGGUUCAGAACUUUCUAUUAGAAGGUCCGCUUACAAGAAUAAUGUAAGCAAAUACUUUCUAAACAACGUUGAGAGUUCUUUUUCAACUAUUUCAAAUAUGCUUAAAGAACGAGGAGUGGAUCUGAACCACAAACGUUUUCUGAUUCUACAAGGUGAAGUAGAAUCUAUCGCACAAAUGAAACCAAAGGCAUUAACGGAAAGUGAUGAUGGUUUGCUUGAAUAUUUGGAAGACAUUAUAGGUACCUCAAGGUACAAACCCAUCAUUGAAGAAAAAAUCAAUGAAUUGACUGCUUUAAAUGAUACCUGUAACGAAAAGGAGAACCGUUUUCAAUUAGUCGUCGCUGAGAAAAACAAAUUGGAAAGUUCUAAAAACGUCGUCCUCGAUAUCUUGAGGGAUGAGAAUAAUCUAAAUAGGAAGCUGCAUACUCUUUAUCAGCUGAACCUAUUUGAAUUAAAUUCAAAGAGAAAUCUAAUAACGAACAUGUUACAAAAACUGGAAGAUUCAUACAAAUCUAAAAAUGACAACUUCAACGAAAACGAGAAAGUCGUUGCACAAAUGGUUGAAGAGCUUAAUCAGCUUAAGUCUAAAGCUCAAGAAUUUAAGAAUUCAAAUCGUGCGGAAAAAAGAGAACGUCAACGAUAUGAACAACAGGCGGUUAAGAUUGAAGAAAAGUGGAAGCAUUUAUCUUCCAAGCAGAAAAAGAACCAAAAACAGCUUGAAACUUUAUCAGCAAAAAAAUCAGAGCUUGAAUAUUCUUUAGAUACUCAUGGUGACCUUCAUCAUCGUUUAACACAAGAAAUGGAGGAAAUUGUGUCCAAACUGUCUGCUGAAGAAGACGAACUCAACAAAAUCCGAGAAUCUCUUCGUGGAAAGACUGAAGGAAUUUCAAAUGCAAUUGAGGAAAAGCAGAAAUUGAUGGCUCCUUCCGAAAAGAAAAUCAAUGAGCUAAAUUCAGUGAAACAGGUCACAAAGGCAGAGCUAGAUAUGUUAUUAGAACAAGAAAAGAACUCAGAUGAAGAACAGCAAAAGGCUAAAAGUUCUCUAGAAAAGUUACUGGCAGAACAAAAGGAGAAAACGCAGCUUCUUAACUCAAAGAAGACUCACCACCAUUCCAUAAAAAAGGAAUCCCAAAAUCUUGCAAGAAACGUCUCUGAUUUGAAACAGAAAAAAAAUGAAUUACAUCGUAUCAUUGCUCAAAGUCGUGUAAAGCUUGAGGAAAUUAGAUCUACUCUUAGCUCUUCACGUUCAAGAGGAAAUGUCUUAGGAGGACUACAGACCUUGCAUGACUCUGGUCAGUUGACAGGGUUUCAUGGACGACUAGGAGAUCUAGCUACAAUCGAUAGUAAGUAUGAUGUCGCUAUAUCCACAGCCUGUCCUGCAUUAAAUCACAUAGUGGUCGAUAAUUUGGAAGUCGGCCAAAAAUGCAUAGCCUUUCUGAGGUCCAAUAAUUUAGGAAGAUCUAGUUUUAUAGUUUUGGGUGCAUUACAAGAAAAGAACUUGAAACCUAUACAAACUCCUGAGAAUGUUCCAAGAUUAUUCGAUUUACUUCAUUAUAAAGACAACAUUUUUGCUCCUGCUUUCUUUAGUGUAUUGCAAAACACUCUUGUUGCUGAUAAUUUGGAACAGGCUAACAGGAUUGCGUUUGGUAAGACACGUUGGAGGGUUGUCACUCUUAACGGGCAGCUAAUUGAUAAGUCUGGUACCAUGACUGGUGGUGGCACGCGAGUAAAGCAGGGUGGUAUGGCUUCUCAGCUACCUGCAGAAAUAUCUCCAGUUGCCCUUAACAACAUAGAGACUCAGACUACUGAUGCGGAAAAUCGACACCGACAAGUAUCUGAACAAUUACAAGCUCUUUUGGAGAAGAGUGACAUUUUAAAAAAUGAAAUUCCAUCCUUAGAAUUGGAGAUAUCCAAGCUUCAUCUAGAUUUAUCCGCAUUCAAUAACUUGGUUGAAGGGGCAAGAAACCAAGUUUCUAAUAGCCGUAUGGCUUCAAAAGAUGAACGGAGCUUACAGGAUAGAAAGCAAAAGCUUACUUCAGAUUUGAAGAAACUUCAGCAACAAAUAGAUAGCAUUAAUGAUUCAAAUGCUGGAGUUGUUGCUGAAGUGAGAGAACUUCAGGAUAAAAUUAUGCAAAUUGGUGGUAUCAAGUAUCGCAUACAAAAGUCUAAGGUUGACGAUCUACACGAACAGCAUAAAUUUGUUAAGGAAAAAAUAACAAAUAUCAAUUUUGAGAAGAGAAAAAAUGAACAACGUGUCCAUUCAAUUGCACAAGAGCUGGAGUCGUUACAAUCUGAUAUUUCUAUAACAGAAAAGGACAUAAAGAUGAAUGAGGAUGAAUUGAGUUCACUCCGCCAGAAAACAAAGGAAUAUACCGGUAAAAUUGAUAAACUAAGUAAUAUGAUUCAUGAUAUAGAUGAUUCAAUUAAUGAGCUUAAUAGCCGGGUUGAAUUCGAAUCUAAAGAGAUAAAUUCCAUGAAAGCCGAAAGGUUAGAUCUUGAGAACAAAUUGACCGAACAAAAAAGCGCUCAUACCGACGUUUUGAACUCCGAGAAGAAAAUACGAAAAUUGCUUUCGGAAUUACUACUGCAUGACUUGAGAGAAUACGAUCAAUCCGAAACACAGGCUCCUGAGUUUCAGGAAUUUUCGGAAGACGAGCUUGCCUCCCUAAAUAAACAAUCAUUGUACGAUGGCAUAUCUGAAUUUAAGAAGAAAACAGAAGAGAAAGAAGUAGAUGUUGGUGUUCUACAGUCUUAUUUGAAAUGUACAAAAGAUGCUGAGAAAAAAGCGAUAGACUUUGAAGCUGAGACCCAAAAGAGGAAUAACGUAAAGCAAACUGUUACAGACUUACAAACGCAAAGAUUGGAUGAAUUUAUGGAAGGUUUCAACAUUAUUUCUCAGAAAUUGAAAGCUAUGUAUCAAAUCAUCACUAUGGGUGGUAAUGCUGAACUUGAACUCGUUGACAGUUUGGAUCCAUUUUCUGAAGGCGUCUUAUUUAGUAUUAUGCCACCUAAAAAAUCUUGGAAAAAUAUCUCAAAUUUGUCUGGUGGUGAAAAAACAUUAAGCUCACUAGCUCUAGUAUUUGCUUUACAUAGCUAUAAGCCGACUCCCUUGUACGUUAUGGAUGAAAUUGAUGCUGCUCUCGACUUCAAAAAUGUGUCAAUCGUGGCCAAUUACAUUAAAGAAAGGACGAAAAAUGCUCAGUUUAUUGUCAUAUCGUUGCGAAGCAAUAUGUUUGAAUUGUCAUCACGCUUGGUUGGCAUCUACAAAACGGCGAACAUGACAAAGAGUGUAACAAUUAACAACCGAGAUCUACAAAUGAACGCUGAGAAAGAUGUGGAUCAUUCGGCUCUACAAGUCAACUAAAUUAACUACUGCGAGCUUACACUUCUUAAAAACGUACUGCUGUAAAGAAUGUAUUUUUAUAUAUAAUAUCAGAUUAUUAAGGAUUUUCAUAGUAAAACUACUCAUUAGAUUAUAUUCGUAAGCCCGUAAAUGUUCCGUAAUUAUAAAUAUUUAAAAAACGU